AUGGAUCUCCCUCUUGGUUAUAACAUUCAGGGGGCGAAAUCUUCCAAUGGUACCCGAUUGGUUUGUAAACUCAACAAGUCCAUCUAUGGCCUGAAACAAGCUUCACGGCAAUGGAAUUCUAAGUUUGCUUGUGCCUUAAUUCAAUUUGGAUUUGUCCAAUCCAAAUCCGAUUACUCCUUGUUUGUUAUGGGUGCAGCUCGAUCUACUGCUGGAAUUGCGCUUUCUCAGAGACAUUAUGCAUUGCAAUUGCUUGAAGAUUCGGGGUUUCUUGCUUGUAAACCAGCCACUGUUCCAAUGGAUGCAAAGGUGCUAUUAGGUGCAGAUGAAGGGGUUCUUUUGUCUGAUGCAUCUCAAUAUCGAAGGUUGAUUGGGCGGCUACUUUAUCUCACUAUCACUCGGCCGGAUAUUACCUUUGCCGUUCACAAAUUAAGUCAAUUUUUGGUAAAACCCCGAGUGCCCCAUUUGCAGGCAGUUCAUCAUUUGCUUCGCUACAUUAAAGCAAGUCCAGGCCAAGGUCUUUUUUACUCUGCCGCCUUACCAAUUCAGUUGAAGGCUUUUUCUGAUUCUGACUGGGGCUCAUGUCCAGAUUCUCGAAAAUCUGUGACCGGCUUUUGUGUUUUUGUAGGUGAUUCUCUGGUUUCUUGGAAGUCUAAGAAGCAAACUACGGUUUCUCGCUCGUCUGCUGAAGCUGAAUACAGGGCUUUGGCGUCCACCGCUGCGAUACACAUUGCUUCCAAUCCUAUUUUUCAUGAGCGGACUAAGCAUAUUGAAGUGGAUUGCCACUUUGUUCGUGAUAUGGUUACUAAAGGAAUGGUUAAGCUCAUGCCAAUUCGGUCUCAACACCAGCUUGCAGAUCCUUUUACUAAAGCUUUGUCUUGGCCGUUACUUCAUUCUUCCUUAUGCAAGAUGGCCAUCAAGGAUAUUCAUGGUCCCUCUUGA
This is a messenger RNA of Morus notabilis, 939 nucleotides long. RefSeq lists its product as uncharacterized. Bases 1 to 939 code for a protein of 312 amino acids. The record is from RefSeq and is a predicted model, not a curated record. The transcript has 3 exons. NCBI's taxonomy places the organism in Eukaryota, Viridiplantae, Streptophyta, Magnoliopsida, Rosales, Moraceae.